This is a messenger RNA of Meloidogyne enterolobii, 1077 nucleotides long. Lineage: Eukaryota; Metazoa; Nematoda; Chromadorea; Rhabditida; Meloidogynidae. The record is from the annotation of a GenBank genome assembly.
CUGGCGCGGAACUGAGCGGCGCAGAAAAGUGUGCGCCGAAUCGUACCCCACCGAAACAUUUUAAUUAAUUUCAAAGUGUCAACUAGCAAAAAAUAAUUCAAAACAUCUAAUAAUGGGAGUAAAACAACCGAUCAGUUAAUCACUUUUCUUCUCGAUUUUAGCAUUUCUUAUCUUCAAAAUAAUUUUUUUUUAAUUUUGUAUUAAUGGAAGUAGUGGUUAAUGGGUUUUUUCCGCAGAACAAUUUUGCGAAAUCAAAAAUUUACUUGUCGUUUUGACAAAAAUUGUAUUAUUGACAAAAACUUUCGUUGCGCUUGUCGUUAUUGUCGUUUUCAGAAAUGCUUGAGCGCUGGAAUGAAACGAGAAGCUAUUCAAUUUGAACGUGAUUCAUUAAGCUCUCCAAGCUCUCCUAAAAAACGUCGGCAAACUUUGGAUUAUGGGGGGAGUGAACAAUCUCUUUCGCCGGGAGUCGAAAGCAAACCUUCCAUUUAUUCUACCUCUUCUGGAAUUGAAAUGAGAAAUUUUAUUUCUGAAAAUUCUGCUAAUAAUUAUUCAAAUAUUAUUUAUUUGUUGAUGGAAUUGGAGGCACGUGUAAAUCAAGAAAUGUGUUUGCGUUACCGAAACCUUUCUAGUGCAUUUUCUGGUUCCCAGUUUGAUGCUGAAGGUACUAGUGGCCCGUCUGUUUCACCAGUUUUUCAUCCUAAUGGGCCUUCAGCAUUUAGCUCGCCUUCAGGUUCAAGACCGGCUUCGAUUGAGGAUUUGAAUGAAAUUUCCCGUACAACACUUCUUUUAAUGGUUGAAUGGGCGAAAGGAAUGCAAACAUUUUCAGAACUUCGAAUGGAAGACAAAGUAAUUUUAUUAAAAAAUUAUGCACCUCAACACCUCAUUUUAAUGCCUGCUUUUCGAUCCCCUGAUACUACAAGGCUUUGUUUAUUUAAUAAUUCUUUGUUGGGAGCUGAUCAAUCUCAGGGAGGAAAUGAACAAUUGGGGUCCUUUGCUGCGUUUAAAGCAGCAAAUAUAAUGCCUAGAGUGUUGGACGAAAUUGUUUGGCCGAUGCGGCAAUUAGAGGUUUUUUGUUAA